This is a messenger RNA of Hyalella azteca, 1168 nucleotides long. RefSeq names its product myosin-2 essential light chain (gene Mlc-c). The coding region runs from base 110 to 553 and encodes 147 amino acids. Gene Ontology annotation, molecular function: calcium ion binding; myosin heavy chain binding. The transcript has 5 exons. The record is from RefSeq and is a predicted model, not a curated record. Gene Ontology annotation, cellular component: myosin II complex. NCBI's taxonomy places the organism in Eukaryota, Metazoa, Arthropoda, Malacostraca, Amphipoda, Hyalellidae.
AUUGUGGAAGAAAGUGAGUGACUGCAGUAGUUAUUGCGUGUCAGUCGACUGAGCCAGAUAACGAUUCAACAGCUGCGAAUUUGCCACUCGGGAUUAGGUUUUAUUCGGCAUGGCGGCGUUCACCGAGGAUCAAAUUCAAGAAUUCCAGGAGACCUUCAGCAUUUUUGACCAGAAGGGUGAUCAUAAAAUUCAAGUCACUCAGAUUGGAGAGGCUUUGAGGGCUCUUGGCCAAAACCCAACUGAGGCUGAUGUGAAAAGACUCAGCCAGCAGCACCGGCCUGAGGAGCGCAUCAGUUUUGAAGUGUUUCUGCCGAUCCUGCAGACGAUUUCUCGCCAGAGCUCAGGAGACACGGCUGAUGACUUCAUUGAGGGACUGCGACACUUUGACAAGGAUGGCAAUGGCUACAUCUCAUCUGCUGAGCUGCGUCAUCUCCUGACCCAUCUUGGUGAGAAGCUGAAUGAUGAAGAAGUUGAGCAGCUGCUGGUUGGCCAAGAGGACAGCCAAGGCAACGUCAACUACGAGGAAUUUGUCCGCAACGUCUUGAGUGGAUGAAAGCUUACUCAUGAUUGUCAAAAUACGUCAUUCAUCUUCCAUUGUGCCGAAUUACAAAUAUCAAAAUGGAAAUUUCUACUUCUUAAGGUUCUUGCUGCUCUAUAAUUUUUAAAUGAGAAUUUUAUUAUCAAACAUGAGAGCUAUCCGUUUUGGGAGUUGUAAGAAAAUAUUUGUUGUUUAGAUUCGAGAAUGUAGACCAUUAUAGUUUAUCAGAUUUAUAAGAACGCGACAGAUUAUUAUCGUCCGCUGCAUGUAGGCCAAUCUCUUCUAAUUUGAGAUAAUUCAAGAAGGUGCGAAUCUAAAUUGGAUGUGUGAUAUAUGCCUUGUGAUGGCUACUUCUGAGUUUGAUAUUUAUUUUUUUCAGUUCUACGUGAUAUUUUGCUUUUGUUAACAAUUUGAGGGGGUUAUUAAUUAGCCUAUGAUGAAAUACAAUUAUUUAUUUGGUAGAAAAUCCUACAUGAUUAUUCUUAUAGUUACUAUUAGAAACUUAUUGCUGUUGACUAACACGUUUCUUGAGCUUAGCUUAGUUCUCACAGUGCCUUAACCUUACGUAAUGCUUUUAUAUAAACAUUCCAGUUUUCUCUACUUCUGAUAUAAAUGAAAUUUUACUGGAAA